Messenger RNA from Coccidioides immitis RS, 2632 nucleotides. Its product is annotated as peroxisomal copper amine oxidase. Lineage: Eukaryota; Fungi; Ascomycota; Eurotiomycetes; Onygenales; Onygenaceae. Gene Ontology annotation, molecular function: copper ion binding; primary methylamine oxidase activity; quinone binding. Gene Ontology annotation, biological process: amine metabolic process. The record is from RefSeq and is a predicted model, not a curated record. The transcript has 3 exons. The coding region runs from base 449 to 2497 and encodes 682 amino acids.
CGACGGGUUGCAAGGCCAGUCAAUGAUGGAUCACUGUAAGAGGUCCCGUUCUGAGGGACUAUCCGAAAAUUUCUCAUCUCGCUAUCACCGACAACGGAGAUGGAAGCUGGUGAUACGGAUAAUCAGGACUGCUCUCAAUGACACGGCCUGAAAGUGCUUAGCUGCAUGAGGAGCUUUGCGCUCUUAUCCUAGAACUCGUACCUAGCUGUGAUCUUGUGCCUGGGCUCUAAUGGGUUGCCGGUUGCCGCUCUGCGGGGACACUGUCCAUGCUCAAGCUUUGCCUAUACUAUGCGCGUAUAGCUACACCCCCUCACGGAUUCCGUCCUGCUACAUAUAGCUGUGAUCGAACCCCCUCUUGCCUUCAUUUCCCUUUAUUUCUUUUCUUUUCAUCGCACUCGUUGACCAUCUUCAUCCGUGCUGUUUGGUUUCCAAAUCACAUCCCUUAACAAUGGUAUUAGAUCGUUUGAAGCAGCUAUCCCUCCAAGUGGACGGGACAUCUCCCAUUCCACAUCCCUUAGACCCUCUCACUACGGUGGAAAUUGAUGCUGCUGUGGCAAUCAUUCGUGCUGAACAUGGCUCCGUCAGGUUCAACGCGAUUACGCUGUGGGAGCCACGGAAAGCGGAAAUGAUGGCCUGGCUGGCCGAUCCAAACAAUGCCCCUCGUCCGCAUCGAAUGGCUGAUGCCGUUGUCAUUGCUCCCGGUGGCAAAAUCUACGAUGGAGUCGUGGACCUGACAGAGAAGAAGGUCGUACAGUGGAAGCACACGCCCGGAGUGCAGCCAUUGAUCACGAUGGAGGAUCUGCAAGCUGUCGAAGGUUUGAUGAGGAAAGACCCCAAGAUCAUUGAACAAUGCGAGAUCCUCGGUAUCCCAAGGGAGGAUAUGCACAAAGUCUAUUGUGAUCCCUGGACCAUUGGAUAUGAUGAACGCUUUGGAAACAACGUCCGUUUACAGCAAGCACUAAUGUACUACCGCCCAAACAUCGACGAUUGCCAAUAUGCGUUCCCACUGGACUUCUGCCCGAUCUAUAAUGCAGAGACCAAGGAGUUCAUUCACAUCGACAUUCCUCCCGUUCGGAGACCGAUCAGUAGAGCUCCUCCAAACAACUACCAUGUUGAAGCUAUUGAGAAGGAAGGCGGAUACCGCAAAGAUGUUACGCCAAUUAACAUUACACAGCCUGAAGGAGUUUCUUUCAAAGUUGACGGCAGAACCAUCAAUUGGCAAAAUUGGAAUAUCCACGUUGGUUUCAACUAUCGAGAAGGUAUUGUCUUGAAUAACAUCACAUAUAACGAUAAAGGUACAGUCCGCCCCGUCUUUUACCGACUUUCACUCGCCGAGAUGGUCGUUCCAUAUGGAAAUCCCGAACACCCACAUCAGCGCAAGCACGCGUUUGAUUUAGGCGAAUACGGCGGCGGAUACAUGACCAAUAGCUUGACUCUCGGAUGCGACUGCAAGGGCGCCAUCCAUUAUAUGGAUGCCGCUUUUGUCAACGCAGCCGGUGCAAGCACGAUUAUUAAGAACGCGAUCUGUAUCCACGAGGAAGACGCUGGAAUCCUGUUCAAGCAUACCGAUUUCCGUGAUGAUUCUGUCAUCGUGACUCGCGGCCGUAAAUUGAUCAUUUCUCAUAUUUUCACCGCGGCCAACUACGAAUACUGUGUCUACUGGAUCUUCCACCAGGACGGAACUGUCCAGCUUGAUAUCAAGCUGACCGGUAUUCUCAACACCUAUGCUAUGAACCCUAAUGAAGAUACACACGGUUGGGGAACUGAGGUGUACCCGGGCGUCAACGCUCAUAACCACCAGCACCUUUUCUGUCUCCGUGUUGAUCCUAAUAUUGACGGAUCGAACAAUACCGUCUUCCAGGUUGAUGCGGUUCGAGGCCCGGGCGAAGUCGGAGGCCUAAUUAACAAGCAUGGAAACGCAUUUUACGCAAAGAAAACGAAGUUCACGACUCCCAAGGAAGCCAUGUCAGACUAUGAUGGCUUUACCAGCCGCACGUGGGAGAUGGCUAACACGAAUAAAUUGAACCCCUUCAGCAAGAAGCCUGUCAGCUAUAAGCUCGUGAGCAGAGAAGUCCCGCCUCUGCUUCCUAAGGAAGGAGGACUGGUUUGGAAACGUGCAGGGUUUGCCAGACAUGCCGUUCAUGUUACCAAAUACCGCGACGACCAAAUCCACCCAGCAGGCCGACACGUUCCUCAAACAUCAGGCGAACCUUCUCACGGCCUUCCAAUGUGGAUAUCCGAAACCGAAAACGAAUCCAUUGAGAAUACUGAUAUCGUUCUCUGGCAUACGUUCGGCAUCACGCACUUCCCCUCUCCCGAAGACUUCCCAAUCAUGCCUGCUGAGCCUAUGACCUUAUUGCUCCGUCCCAGAAACUUCUUUGACAGGAACCCGGUGCUUGAUGUCCCACCAAGCUACGCCCGGACUCCGAGCCAGGUGCUCAAAGCGGUUAACGGGUGCGGGGGAAAGUGUGGAGAUGGGUCGAGCCGGGCGGUGUAGGCUGAAUCGACGGAAAUUGACCUCAAUCUCUUUUUUGGCUUGCUGAAAUGUCUAAUGAUUAAUCUAUGACUGUAUAUAUGUGUGUUUUGGAUGAGAUUUACAUUGGUUAAUGAAUUGAUAAUGCAUCCAGUAUGA